AUGGCAGAAAGCAGUGUGAUUAAAAUUGCUCCUUCAGAAAAGUUGAAGGAAUUUAUUCAACAGCACUUAGCUGAUAUUGAUGACACACCAGAGAGAAUUAAACUGCUCUCUACACCCAAUGUGCCACUUAAGAAGCGAGGUGGUAAAGCAGCCUUAUCUCUUCCUGACGCUGCGAGCGCAUCUUUCCUGUAUGUCGAAGAUUUUAAUUGGUUGUACAAUCAAGUUAAAAAACUGCAGAAGAAUGGAGAUGAGUCAUCUGGGAUCUAUUUGCACGAUUUGUUGGAGGGAUGUGACAUUAUUCUGCCAGAGCCGCCUAUUGUUGAAAGGAACCCUGAGCUUGAAGCAAGAAUUCAAAGGUUGAAAAAAGAACAAGCAGACAGAGAAUAUAAAGCUAUGACUAAGAAUGUUGAUAAUGUCAGAGUUCAUCACCCUGAUGACAGCAUUGGAUAUCAGAUGAAAAUGAUAAACUCUCACAUCAUUGCUGUACUGCAGUUUGUAGUAUCUGUUGGUGCAGGUUUCACCUUUGGAUUUUUAGGGGUUCAACUGAUGGUUGGAUCUUUGGACUUUGGAUUUAGGCUACUUCUUGGUGUUGCCUGUGCACUAACCAUAGCUUUAGCAGAAAUCUACUUCCUUGCUAAAAAGCUUAGUGAAGAGUAUGAAGAUGCUCCUCCUCUUCAGCCUCAACGUUUUGUUACUAAACAAUCUCCUCUCAAAACUUCCCAAAUCAACAGAAAAGAACAUAAAGAUUGAAAAGGAAUCUUUUUCUACUACAGUAACUAAAAGAACUCUUGCUUUGUAAAGAUUAAAAGUUUCAAAUAAACUAUGAGAACUUAA
Messenger RNA from Frankliniella occidentalis (western flower thrips), 834 nucleotides. RefSeq names its product transmembrane protein 199-like. The coding region runs from base 1 to 750 and encodes 249 amino acids. The record is from RefSeq and is a predicted model, not a curated record. Gene Ontology annotation, biological process: vacuolar proton-transporting V-type ATPase complex assembly. NCBI's taxonomy places the organism in Eukaryota, Metazoa, Arthropoda, Insecta, Thysanoptera, Thripidae. The transcript has 3 exons. Gene Ontology annotation, cellular component: endomembrane system.